GCUAAGUGGCAGUUUAUUGUGAAAAACAAAGGCAGUGGACAGCAGAACAAGAAACGUCAUUUUCGGAUUGCUCCUCCUUUUAUGAAGAUUCUGACAAAGGAGUGGCCUUUUUUCAUAUUAAACUUUUUACAAUCCAUUGUCAUUGUAUGAUUGAGGAUUUCUAGACGCUCACCCAGAUCCCUCAAUAGAAAGUGGCCUAACCGGAGCGUGGAAUCUACAGGUCUCUUUUGGGUUUUAUUCAUGCCGAAGCUGUGAGGAAUAUCGAGUGAAUGACUGUGAGUGUGGAGAGAGUGCCCAAGACAGCUAUCCCAGAGAACACCGAAUAUGAGAACUCGAACCAGGGUUAUAUUGUAUUCCCUAUUACUUUUGGUUUUAGUAGUGCAGGUGAGCAGGCCAGUAUGUGUAGAUGUGCCCUCGGAAACAGAGGCGGUCGUUGGGAACCCCAUGAAACUGACCUGCAUCUCCUGUAUGAAGAGAGAGGAGGUCAGCGCAGAGACACGCGUGGACUGGUACUACAUCCCACCUGGCGAAGAACCCAUCCCUAUCUACCUGUUUGAUGGGCACCCCAGGGAGCUGGAUGGGCCUUGGCAGGGUCGCUUGGUGUGGAAUGGAAGUAGAGACCUGCAGGAACUCUCCAUCAGUAUCCUCAACGUCACAAUGAACGACACGGGCACCUACAAGUGUGUGGUGUUCCGGCAGUUUGAGUUUGAGUCCUACUCCCCCUCGGUUAUCAAAACCCUGGUAAUCAACCUGGUGGUCAGACAGGAAGCCAGUGACGACACCACUGCCCUGUACUCAGAGAUCAUGAUGUACGUCCUGCUGGUCUUCCUCACCUGCUGGCUCCUGGUGGAGAUGGUCUACUGCUACAGGAAGAUCUCCAGGUCAGACGAGCAGGCCCAGGACACCGCAACAAACUACCUAGCCAUUCCCUCAGAAAAUAAAGAGAACCUGGGUGUUCCAGUUACAGAAUAAAAGUGAUUGUCUCACACCAAUACGGUACUGACCAAUGGUGUAUCAAGCAGUUCAUGGUCACCUGACGAUACAGACUGAACUCCUUGAAGGGAACAUUCAGUGAAGAUGUCACAACGCCUAUCAACAACUUUGUCUUGGUCUUGUGGUGUGAGCUAGCCAAAUCCUCGAAUGCUCAAGUAUACUGUGGUCCUCUGUAGCUCAGCUGGUAGAGCACGGCGCUUAUAACGCCAAG
This is a messenger RNA of Coregonus clupeaformis (lake whitefish), 1204 nucleotides long. RefSeq names its product sodium channel, voltage-gated, type III, beta (gene scn3b). Gene Ontology annotation, biological process: sodium ion transport; regulation of heart rate by cardiac conduction; ventricular cardiac muscle cell action potential. Gene Ontology annotation, molecular function: sodium channel regulator activity. The transcript has 7 exons. Gene Ontology annotation, cellular component: voltage-gated sodium channel complex. The record is from RefSeq and is a predicted model, not a curated record. Lineage: Eukaryota; Metazoa; Chordata; Actinopteri; Salmoniformes; Salmonidae. Bases 325 to 972 code for a protein of 215 amino acids.